AUUGUAAAUAUUUCUAUAUUUUUAGUAUAUGUAUGCUAGAGCAAUGUUUCCCUGUCAGGAUACGCCAUCUGUUAAAUCUAAAUAUUCCGCUAUGAUUUCAGCACCAAAAUGUUGCACAGUUAGAAUGUCUCUACAUCAGCAAAAGAUACUAAAAGUUUCUCACCAAUAUGUAUGUGAAUUUUCUCAAAAAGCACCAUUACCGUCUUAUGUGAUAGUUAUCGUUGUGGGCUUCUUACAAUGUCAAAAGUUUAAUAACAGAUGCAAUGUAUUAUUUGAAAUGAAGUAUGGUACUCAACAAGUUUUUAGAAUGGCGUCGAAUAUUAAGAAGUUGAUGCAUGUUGCCGAAAGUAUAUAUGGCGCCUUAUCCCGUAGGGGAAAUGAAACGAAGAGACUUCUACAGCAGAAAUUGUCGAACGACCUAUGGGACAAAAAGGUAAAUUAUAAAUCUUAA
This is a messenger RNA of Pogonomyrmex barbatus (red harvester ant), 451 nucleotides long. RefSeq names its product leukotriene A-4 hydrolase-like. Gene Ontology annotation, cellular component: cytosol. The record is from RefSeq and is a predicted model, not a curated record. Gene Ontology annotation, molecular function: aminopeptidase activity; epoxide hydrolase activity; metallopeptidase activity. NCBI's taxonomy places the organism in Eukaryota, Metazoa, Arthropoda, Insecta, Hymenoptera, Formicidae. Gene Ontology annotation, biological process: proteolysis; peptide catabolic process.